Etheostoma cragini (Arkansas darter) is the source of this 1207-nucleotide messenger RNA. RefSeq names its product chloride intracellular channel 4 (gene clic4). The record is from RefSeq and is a predicted model, not a curated record. Bases 340 to 1098 code for a protein of 252 amino acids. The transcript has 6 exons. NCBI's taxonomy places the organism in Eukaryota, Metazoa, Chordata, Actinopteri, Perciformes, Percidae.
AAUAUUCCCGUUGCUUCUUCCCACCCGUCCUCAUCAUCACUACUCAACCAGCCAUUAGCAGCCUCGCAGCUUAACGAUUUAAGUGUAGCUCAGCUUUGUUUAAGAAAUAUAACUAGCACCGCUGAAAUUCUAUCUGUCAGACGUCGCUGCCUCAUUGUUCGCUGUGCUUCUAUAGACUUGUGUUUCCAGCACCGGGGUGCUCCUUGGGGAGAAAAAAGCGCCUACUGGGCUUCAGUACGGAAAAAAGAGGUGGAGAAGAGGACCUAGCUAAGUCGGGCGUGGUAAAAGAAGAAAAAACACAUCGUUGUUAGCAAAACUUACAAAAAGGUUGCACCCACAAUGUCGCUGUCGGUACCGCAGAACGGAGUAAAGGCGGAUAACGAACCCGUUAUCGAGCUGUUUGUGAAGGCGGGAAGUGAUGGCGAGAGCAUCGGGAACUGCCCUUUCUCCCAGAGGCUCUUCAUGAUCCUGUGGCUGAAAGGAGUCGUCUUCAACGUCACCACAGUGGACCUCAAGAGGAAGCCUGCAGACCUCCAGAACCUGGCCCCCGGCACCCACCCACCCUUUAUUACCUUCAACGGUGAGGUCAAAACCGAUGUCAACAAGAUCGAGGAGUUCCUUGAAGAUGUCCUCUCCCCACCCAAGUACAUCAAGCUUGGUGCAAGACACCCCGAGUCAAACACAGCUGGUAUGGACAUCUUUGCCAAGUUUUCAGCAUUCAUCAAGAAUUCAAAACCAGAUGCAAAUGAAGCUCUGGAGCGUGGCCUCCUGAAGACACUGCAGAAGCUGGACGAGUAUCUUCGCUCACCUCUGCCUGAUGAGAUUGAUCACAACAGCAUUGAGGACGUCAAAGUGUCCAACCGCAAAUUUUUGGACGGUGAUGAAAUGACCCUGGCUGACUGUAACCUGCUGCCCAAGCUGCAUAUAGUCAAAGUGGUGGCCAAGAAGUACAGAGGCUUUGACAUCCCCAAAGAGAUGACUGCCAUCUGGAAGUACCUGAACAUCGCCUAUACGCGCGAAGAGUUCACCAACACCUGCCCCAGUGACCAAGAGAUUGAAAUAGCCUACGGAGACGUAGCCAAGAGGCUGGUCAAAUAAGCUCCUCUGCCAUGACCUUCUUCGUCCAUCCCUCAGCCUCUAACCCCCACCCCUCCCCUCUCUACACGCCUCCCCAGCACUGGGACUGAUGUGCUCAUUCACGAGAAAG